This is a messenger RNA of Plasmodium inui San Antonio 1, 1218 nucleotides long. Its product is annotated as ubiquitin-activating enzyme E1 C. Gene Ontology annotation, cellular component: cytoplasm; nucleus. Gene Ontology annotation, molecular function: NEDD8 activating enzyme activity. The coding region runs from base 1 to 1218 and encodes 405 amino acids. The record is from RefSeq and is a predicted model, not a curated record. Gene Ontology annotation, biological process: protein neddylation. Lineage: Eukaryota; Apicomplexa; Aconoidasida; Haemosporida; Plasmodiidae. The transcript has a single exon.
AUGGACGCAGUCAACGUGCUGGUGGUAGGCUGUGGAGGACUGGGGAAUGAAGUCGUGAAGAAUCUGAUACAUCAGGAUGUAAAAAACAUAAGCAUCGUGGAUGACGACACAGUUGAAGUGAGCAAUUUGAGCAGACAAUUUUUUUUCACACGUGACGACCUUGGAAGGAGCAAAGCAGUGGUGAUUCAGGAGAAGGUAAAGGAAAGGUACCCCCACAUCAGUAUCACUUCCUUUGUACGAAAGGUGGAAUCUUUCAACACCAACUUUUUUGAGAAAUUCGAUUUCGUAAUGGGCUGCCUAGACAACAUAGGCAGUAGGAUAUACCUGAAUGAUUUGAUUUUCACUUUACGUAAGGACGUCAUUUAUAUCGAUGGAGGGGUGGAGGGUCUUCGGGGAAGUGUGAAGAUAAUAGACCGGGGAAGCCACUUCGCCUGCGUGCAGUGCACCGUGGGGAAUUACGCCACGGGGGGAAACGGCGAUGGGGACCAGCUGGACGGUCGCGGGGGCGCGGAUGAAACAGUGCCAGUGUGCUCCAUCGCGGGAAGACCAACGAACUUCACCCAAUGCGUCCUGCACGCCAUGCACAUAUCAUUUGAGCAAAUCAGGAAAGAAAAGCUCAACGUGAAUGAUAGAAGCCAUGUGAUGUGGAUUCACGAGGAAGCCAAAAGGAGAGCUACUCAAUUUCAGAUCGACCACGAGGAGUCUCACGUAACGAGACAGAUCGUUCAGAACACAAUCCCGACGACAAUCAGUACGUUAAUGGUGAUAUCUUCACUAAUGAUAUCUGAAAUGCAUACUAUCGCUUCGCAGAUGCGUAAAGGAAAACGACACGAUCUGUCCAGUCGUACACACGAUUACAGCGACAUACUCUAUGUUGGAGAAAAGGGGUUCUACCUUCUCCAUUACAAGAUAUAUAAGAACGAAGAUUGCAUCAUAUGCAGAAGAAAACGGAUUCAUGUUGUUUUUAAGCGAAGCGACACAUUCAGUCAGUUUGUUGCAUACAUUAGGAGGGAGUACCGCCUCCAACGAAUCAGCAUUUCGACGGAGUCUGCCAUUUUGUUCACUUCGUCCAGGUGGCUUGUGGGGAGGGGCUACGAACAGAGACUCAACGCCACCUUCGCGCAGCUCGUGGAGAGAGGCGAGGUGAAGGAGCGCGACUACCUGAAUGUACAAACGGAUGGGGACGCCAGCUUCGUUUUCCUCCUCGACUUGGAGUGA